Fraxinus pennsylvanica is the source of this 696-nucleotide messenger RNA. The record is from the annotation of a GenBank genome assembly. Lineage: Eukaryota; Viridiplantae; Streptophyta; Magnoliopsida; Lamiales; Oleaceae.
AUGGGCUUCUGGAAGAUUCUCAACACCCGAAUUAAACUUCUCCUUUGUUUUCGUCCGGCAGAAGUCCCUCACUUCAUCAUGGAUGCUGCAGUAUCACAAAGAUAUUGUGAACAAGAAGUACUCAGUCGCCUUCUGCAUUCCGUAAGAGACCUCAAUCAUGAAUCUAGCCAAGAAAGCGUAGAAAAAUUAGCUGAGAAACUAUAUAAAAGUUUGAACAAGAAGAGGUACCUCAUUGUCCUGGACGAUGUGUGGCAUAAAGAGGUCGUGUUAAACGUCAAAAGUUUGCUUCCGCAUGACAGUAAUGGAAGCCGGAUCUUGUUGACCAGUCGACUAGCAGUUGUUGCUAUGUAUGCUGAUCCUAAUGUGCCCAUUUACAUUACGGAAUUUCGAACUCAAGAAGAUUGUUGGCGGCUGCUGAACAAGUUGGUGUUUGAUAAAGAAAUGUAUCCUCUUGAAUUGGUGAAAUUAGGUAAGGAGAUUGCAAUUAACUGCAGAGGACUUCCACUUUCACUUACCUUGAUCGGCGGUGUCCUGUACAAAGCCGAGAGGACACUAAGUUACUGGAUGCAUAUUGCACAACAUACUAGCACAUCUGUUGUCACUUCAGCAAAGGUCAUAGAAGAAGAAAAAACAUGCUUGGGAAGCAAUGGAUUUCAGGUUGUGCUGAAAGAAGAGGAUACUAAUAUUUCUAGCUAA